Parnassius mnemosyne (clouded apollo) is the source of this 3291-nucleotide messenger RNA. The record is from the annotation of a GenBank genome assembly. NCBI's taxonomy places the organism in Eukaryota, Metazoa, Arthropoda, Insecta, Lepidoptera, Papilionidae.
GUAAGACUGAUCUCUAGAAGUCGUGAAGUUCCUUAGUGUUAGUUAAUUGUGAACACCAUUGCUAUACCAGUGAGUUACAUGCUUAGUACAAUGUCUGGACUCAAAAGAUGUAUAAGCCAGGUGUCAAUGUUUAUGACAGGGAAACCGAUAAAUUCGUCCGAGUCUGCGUGGAGAGAGGAAUUACAAAAAUACCGCCAAGCCCGAUACGCAGCGAGACGUGUCAGAAAACGCGUCAUCUUCAAGCAUGGAGACUGCAACGUCGUCCAAUGGAACGUAGCCAAGCGCAGGCGCCGAUACCUUCAGGACAUCUUUACGACCCUCGUGGACGCCCAGUGGCGCUGGACGUUGAUGGUGUUCUCUCUUUCCUUCAUUCUUUCCUGGCUACUGUUUGCGCUCAUCUGGUGGCUAAUCAUCUUCACACACGGAGACUUGAACCCCCCGCCCCCAAGCAACACAACCACCUUCGUCCCCUGCCUUAACAAUGUCAAUUCCUUCACCGGUUGCUUCCUCUUCUCCGUUGAAACUCAGCACACUAUCGGUUAUGGCUCCAGAACCACAAACGAAGAAUGCCCUGAAGCUAUAUUUGUAAUGUGCAUUCAGAGCAUUGUUGGAGUAUUUAUUCAAGCUUUCAUGGUGGGAAUCGUCUUCGCAAAGCUCUCUAGACCAAAGAAACGGGCCCAAACCCUGCUGUACUCCCGAAAUGCUGUCGUUUGCUUACGAGAUGGACAGCUAUGCCUGAUGUUCCGUGUUGGUGAUAUGAGAAAAUCGCAUAUUGUAGAAGCGCAUAUUAGGGCACAAAUUAUUCGCCGCAAGAUAACACGAGAAGGCGAGGUACUACCAUUCUACCAGGAGGAGUUGAAGGUGGGCGCGGAUGGUGAAGAGGACAGAUUGAUGUUCAUUUGGCCCAUGACCAUAGUGCAUAAGAUCAAUGAGAAGUCGCCGCUCUACAAUCUUUCUGCUUCUGAUAUGCUGAGAGAACGAUUUGAAAUAGUUGUUAUGUUGGAAGGUGUAAUUGAAUCGACUGGAAUGACCACGCAAGCGCGUAGUAGUUUUUUGCCAUCAGAAAUUCUAUGGGGACACCGCUUUGAAACCAUGGUGUCAUUUAGAAAAGACACUGGGGAGUAUGAGGUGGACUACACGCGGUUCAACAACACAUACGAAGUGGACACACCAUUGUGCUCCGCCAAACAGCUCGACGAACUGCGCGCUACCGUCUCUACCUCGCAGAAAUUAGAUCGCAUGCUAGGCACAAUACCAAAGUCAUUCUCUAACGACACACUGGAUCUCAGCUCCGUUGAUUCAAUAUCCCUGGACGAACACAUCGAGAUCAAGAUCCCAGAAGCCAGGGUUCGCGAGAACAGACUUAUGGCGCAGACCAACUUCGUUCAACACGUCAAUGAAAAACUCAAAAACGCAAGCCCCACAUAUUUGGCUGUUGAAAACGGGCAAGAGAUGCUACCGAAAAAUCUCUCCAUGACUGGAAUCAACGCGGAAAUGAAGACUUCUGAAACAAAAGACGGUCACAUGCAUAGGAGUCAAAGUAACGCCAGCUUCAAACGGCCGCACGGACUCACGCCCAACGGGAUCGGAUACAACGGACACGUACACAAGGACCAUCACAGAAUGAAAAAAUCGCCCAGCGACAACCACAUUGUGGAGAAAACGCCAAUCCCACCAAUACCAAUAUUAGUGACGUCACCGGAACCAGAGCCUGCAUGACAGAGCCGCGUCCGCUUCCAGCAGCCACUUACACAUACACAGCAUACAGAGCAUACCUACACAUAAAUAGUGACUACCCUCCUUUAGAAGAUUAAAAAACUACCAUUAUACGGAAACAACUGCUACACGACUACUAUAGCGAAGGCUACACGAGUCUACAUUAAUAUACUAUUGUCUAAUAUUGAUUAAGACAACAUCUCCUAAUUUUCAAUAAUUACCUUAUGAAAAUUAAAUGUUAUUAAUAUAAAGAGCUACAUACCUUUAAAUUAAAAACCGUCUACAGCCGUCAUAUACAACUACUUGUAUACAUACGAUGUAAAAGCUACUUUUUGCUAUUCUGAAUGUGUUUUAUAAACUAUUCAUGAAAGAAGAGAAAAAUUAGUACGGGAUCGUAGUUAAAAAUAAAAUAUUUGCAUAGUUCAAUUUAAAUUCUAAUCUAUAUUCGAAAUUAUGUUCAGACGUGGCGCAUUUUCAGAAGCUAUUUUUGUUUUUAGUUAAAUCGAAUUAUCCUUGGGUAGCAAUAUAAAUGCGUUGACCCAUAACUACGCUUAAUUGUUUUAUAUAGAUAUAUUUAUUUAGAUACGAGUAUUACGCAAAGUAAAUAUAUAAUUAUUUUUCUAGUUACUGUUUCUUUUUUAUCAAAAUAUAUUAAUUCUUUAAAAAUAUAUUAAUUUUCUUUCACCAAAUAUUCCACUAAAAUAUGUCUUCUUUUUGUUAACAUUUAACAGAACAUAGUGUAGCAUUUAUCACGUAGACUUAUUUUAUCGUAACAAAAUUGUAUACAUUGAAUAAAUUUAUUUUACAGAUUUUAUCACGAUUGUAAUAUAAAUUUAAAUAUAUUUAUUUGCCGUUUAAAUCACUUUAAAGUAAAAAUUAAAUCUUAUUAGUAUUAUUUAAUGUGUAUUAGUAAAAAUAAAAAUAUACAGAACAGCAAAAAAGUGCCAAAUAAAACAAUAUAAUAAUGAAUUGUUUUUUUUGUAAAUCUAAGUCAAUUCUUUUUACUAUCUUCACUUACCAUCAGAUCAUCUUUGUCAUCAGGUAGAUUAGUAGUCAAGCACUUGCUGAUAAUAGUUAACAAAAUGAUAUUUACAUUUUUUUCAUGUUAACUGUCUUAAAUCUCUGUAAGGUAAUAAAACAAAAGUAAUAUCUCGUAUAGUAAUACCUUUCAAAGUUAUAUUCAUUAUUUAAAUAAAUGUACCUAUAUGAGCUUAAAUUCGUAUUAUUGUGAUAUUAAUUAUGUAUAACUUGCUAUGACAUAUUCUAAAACGUAUACGAUAUAAUUUCAUUGUUUAAUCCAUGGUUGAAAUAAGGAGUGAAAUUAACUUUUUUACGGUAUUGUAAAUUCUAAACUAUCAAGAAUAAUAAUUAACUUUUGCUUUUGAUCUCUAGCAAAGUUUCAACCAUAUUUUUAUACUCAAAAAUCAUGUAUAUUUGCACAAGCGCUUACAGAAUUUUAAUAUAAAAUUGAUAGUUUCACGAUGAUGUCGCCAAUGAAUAUAGCUAAGAUCAAAUUGAAAGAAAAACGUUCUAAAUUAAUCCUGUAAUAUUGAGGUUAUCAUAUAUCACGUAAUG